ACUUCCAUAGAUGGACAUUCAAGUUGAAAAUUCUAUCCCAGAAACGUCUCCGCCACGUUACCGCUUGUCAAGCAGCCACCGCGCCUAUAAAUGCCCGAUCACCCAUGUUCAACUCUCCUCCCACCCCCAACUCGUCUCCUCUAUUCACCAUCACCACCACCGCCCUCGUCAUGGAACACACUGCCUCGGCUCAGCCCUUCGACCCUUUCUUCGACAUUCAACCUCAGCAACGCUCCAUGGCCUCCUCCAUCUGGGCGCCUCAGCCGCAGCCGUCCGAGACGGCCUGGUCAAAAGCCAUCGACUCGUUCGCUCGUGUCAACGGUGGAAACAACCCUGCGCGGCCGGAUCCACGUCGUGUUAGCUCUUUCCCCACCGGUAAUAACAGCUGUGAGGAUGUUUUUGGUCCUGUCGGCUUGAACGGCUACCUCCACAAGAAGAAUGUCGGGGCCAUCGGCGACGGUCGCAAGAAGGGCUCUCCCACCUUCGAGGACGUCCACGUCGAGCAGUUAUUGCGUACUCUGAACCUUCAUUCCCCCGUGCCUUGCAUUGCUCAGUCCGGAGACGCUCAGUCUUUGCAGACGUCUCCUGAUUUAUCGCCCGUUUCCAACAACUCUGCUCUCCUCACUCCCACCGACCUCUCUCCUGCCAAAACGUUCGACCUCAAGUCGAAUUCAACGUAUGGGCUUGGAAUAAUCCACGAGCAACAGAACGAUCGUCUCUAUGAGACGACUGUCCCAUACAGAUAUAACGAUGUACUCGGAUCGCAGACUAUACCGACCAUCAUCCGCCCGUCGCACAAUGUCCCCCCUCCUCGACGAGAGGCGAGCGGCCUUCCCUUCUUUGAACCGUUAUCUGAGGUGUCCUCAUCGACGUCGGGCUCCCAGGCUUUCUUCCACCCGUUCUCUCACUCGCAGCUUGUCCAGCCUCGCGUUGAAAAUGCUCCACAAGCUCAGAACUCUUGGACCCAACAGCGCGUUCGUACAUCCUCUGACUGGGUACAGAUAGAGGAUAGGACCGUAGCAGACUUCUCUUCGAGCGCGUUCACGAACGAGUCUGUAGCGCACUCACGUCAACCUAGCCAUAUGACAUCCCAUUCAAGCAGUCAUUCGCAUUCCCACGAGCCCAUCAACUUCCUGUCUCUGCUUCACCCUUCGUCGACGCCGCCGUAUCAUCUCUUCGUGGCUCGCAUCAUCAAGUCCUCGGACCAACAAGCGUCUAUAUUUCUUCAACAAAAACUCAAGGUUGCCGACAGCGACGAGCGUGCCAAGAUUGUAGACGCUAUAUGCGCGAAAGGUUUCGAGAUGAUGGCUCACCGCUUUGGAAACUGGGCCGUCCAGCGGUGUCUUGAAGCGACCGCCAGUCCCGAAGAAAGACGUAAGAUUGUGAACUGCAUGAGGGGUCGCAUCGUUGAGCUUGCUACCAAUUGCUACGGUUGCCAUGUUCUGCAAAAAGCUUUGGACUGCGAAGAAGACAUCAGGCUUCUGAUUGUCUCCGAGCUUUUGCUGGGUGAUCCCGCUCAAACGCUGGUGAACAAGCAUGCCUCUCACGUUUGGAGCAAGAUCAUGGAGUUGACCUGGACGCCGCCGGCUCCCCCUAUCUUCGCAUACGUCAACAAGUCUCUGAAGGGCAAAUGGGCUGCUUUGGCGUGUCACGAGACAGGCUCGCUCGUCGUUCAGCAUGCAUUCGAGAAUCUGGAAGAGUCUGCUAAGGAUGGCAUCGUAGACGAGCUGCUCAACCAAGGCUCUGCGGUCUUCAGUGAAGUGGCGAAGAGCCAGUGGGGAUCCUACUGCAUCCAGCAUAUUCUCGAGCACGGUUCCAAAAAGCAUCAAGACAUGGCACUCGAGCACCUUCUUGCAGGCUUGCUCGAGUAUGCCACGAAUGAACAGGGCGUCAAGUCGGUGACGAAAGCUCUUAAAGAGGGAGGCAAGGAGACUCUUGACAAGAUCAUCAAACGCAUGUGUGAGCCGGCGAAAGGCGGUCGAAGGGCCACGAUAGUUGAUCUGGCUUUGUCUGUAACCGGUAGUCAGCUCAUCGCAAGCGUCCUACCCAACGCCGACAAGGAUCAGCGUGCGUUCCUAUACGAUUCUAUCCGCGGCCAUAUCGUCACACUUCGCGGUUGCAAGACUGGAUCAAAAGUCAUCUGGCUCUUCGACAGGAUGCGCGCAUACUACGGUUAUUGAAAGCGCAUGAUGUUGUCCGGCCGACUCUCACCAAUAUUCUUUCGGACAUAUAUCCAGCGGCAUCUCACGCACGAAUCAACGGUCAUCAACAUGCAGUACAUCAUCUCCUUGAAAAUUCGGAUAAUCACAUAUUCAUCUUCCGCUGCAAUCACGCUCAAAUUAUUGUCG
Messenger RNA from Laetiporus sulphureus 93-53, 2348 nucleotides. RefSeq names its product ARM repeat-containing protein. Gene Ontology annotation, cellular component: cytoplasm. The coding region runs from base 105 to 2180 and encodes 691 amino acids. Gene Ontology annotation, molecular function: mRNA 3'-UTR binding. The record is from RefSeq and is a predicted model, not a curated record. Lineage: Eukaryota; Fungi; Basidiomycota; Agaricomycetes; Polyporales; Laetiporaceae. The transcript is spliced from 13 exons. Gene Ontology annotation, biological process: post-transcriptional regulation of gene expression.